AUGUCGCAAAAAGUCGCCGUCUCAGAGUCAACUAGUUUCUCUACCCAGCCAGCAACUCAAACCCAACUCACGACCGCUCUCGUCGACCAUGGCUCAAUCCCCGUCAUCCAGAAUGCUCUCCUCCACGAACUUCAGGCUUCAGGCUGGUCAACAAAUCUCAAGAACCACGUCACCCAACUCAUGCGCUCUGGCGAAUGUACAAAGUACGAUGACUUGAUGGACCGUAUUCUUGAGGAGGCUUUGGCCGAUUCAGGCGCUUCAAAGGACGGCCGGCAUCCUUCUCUGGCUAUACCCGAUCAGGCAAUUACUCAGGCUGUCAAGGUUGUCAAGAAGGAGCUGGACAAGAUAUGUCAAGUUGACACUGCUUGA
Messenger RNA from Aureobasidium subglaciale EXF-2481, 369 nucleotides. RefSeq lists its product as uncharacterized. Gene Ontology annotation, molecular function: transcription coactivator activity. Lineage: Eukaryota; Fungi; Ascomycota; Dothideomycetes; Dothideales; Saccotheciaceae. The record is from RefSeq and is a predicted model, not a curated record. Gene Ontology annotation, biological process: mRNA export from nucleus; positive regulation of DNA-templated transcription. Gene Ontology annotation, cellular component: nuclear pore; SAGA complex. The coding region runs from base 1 to 369 and encodes 122 amino acids. The transcript has a single exon.